CACCUGUUAGCAGACACAAUUUCCGGUGGGCUCCUACUAAGACCAAAAGUGUCAAAAUAAAUAAUUAGUUCACUAAAACUUAAUAAAGCUACAAGCUUAGAAUGAAUUGUUUCGUGACUGCUAAAAGCAGGUUCACCAGUUUCAAGUAUUUAUUUAUCAAGCCUUUUCAUCAAAUCUUUAUUUAUAUACUGGUUAUGUACCUUAAUGUUAGAAGACUAAAACGGUAUUGCCUAUUUUCAAAAGUGGCAACAAAACAGAUCCUACAAAUUAUCUGCCUAUCUCCCUUCGGCCAAUUCCUAUGAAAAUUUUUAAAAAGAUGCAUGAGCAAAUUUCUCAUUUUAUUUCUAAGCACAACUUCCUAAAUGACAGAUGGUUUGAGUUCUACUUAACAGGCCGAAUGCAGCUGACUCUUGGAAAUGACACAAGAUCAGAUUAGCUUUAUGAAAACACUUUUGGGGUGCCGCAUAUGUAUAUAUGCAGAUGAUACGAUAAUUAUUUCAUCCCAUAAAAACUUGGAAACCCUAAUUAGAACUUUCGCAAGUGGACCUUGAAAGUUGAGAAGAAAACUAUCAACCAUAUGGGUAUUUCUUUGAAAAGGAGAGAAAAAGUUAAAUAUCUUGUUUGAUCAAAAAAUGCAUUCGGAAGAGCAAACUAACAUAAAUAGAUAAAAUCCUAAUUAAAUAUACUAAAAUUAGAACCAUUGCAUCUUGUUUAACACCUCACACAUAAAACCUUUUAAUUAUUACACUUUUCAUGCCUUAUUUCAACUACUGCUCCUUGGCAUGGUGUCGUACCACCCAAGAUAGAUUGGGAAAACUAGAAAAACGAUUAAAAUGUGUCCGUACCUUUCUUGGAAAAGAUAGGGAAUAUUCAUUGAAUAAUUUACUCAUCAAAAGCAAUGCUAUGUUAGUUUUUAAAGCCAUGAAUAACAUUGCUCCUGAUAACAGGAGCUCAAAUUCGUUUUUGGCAAAAAACUGCCACAAUCACCAAACAACAGGAGCUUCAAUACACGAUUUGGAAUUAUUGGAAUUGUUAUUUUUAAGCUCAUACAUUACUUUAUUGAAAAGUAUUAUGGAGUGAUAAGCAAUUGUAAAUGUAUUUUUUAAUUGACUCGUAAUUUUACCAUCUGCAUGCUCCUCUAUUUUUUUCACACAUAUUUUUUUAAAUCAAAUGUGUUUAGGUCUUCAUUUAGAACAAAUGUAUUUUUGCACGAUAUAUAGAAGUCUAAAUCAAACAAAAACUUGAUUCCUUGACGAAUGGCUUCAAAAGGGCUGCAUAGCUCAGUGUUUUUGGUAAUGGUUUCUGGUCAAAUUGAAUCAGCAUGUUUUCCAUCAUUUGAUGAGCUGUAUUGUAAAUGUAGUUUUGUAUAUGGUCAAGAUUGGGUAAUUACGUCUGGAUCCGAAGAAGGGCUCUCGCAAAUUACAUUAAAAGGAAAUGAUGCAAAACAGUUGUUCCUAUGGAAUUUCCCUCUUGACGUUACGUUUAAAAGUACUAGCCCUUUUGGUUGGCCUCAAUUAGUAAUUAGCUGUUAUGGUCCAGAUGUUUUUGGAACUGAUGUUGUUAGAGGAUAUGGAGCUGUCCAUGUACCAAUAUCCCCAGGAUGCCAUACUCGUGAGGUUCCAAUGUUUGUUCCCGAAUCAUCGUCGCUUUUACAGAAGUUUACUGCAUGGUUUUUUGGACGUCGACCAGAGUUUGUUGAUCCUAAAGUUGUGGCGCAAGGAGAAGGAAGGGAAGUGACACGUGUUCGUUCUCAAGGAAAAGUAACAGUUCGUUUCAACGUAGUAACACGCGAUAUGAAGAAGCUUGGGUACGACAGUGAAGCUGCAACACUGCAGCAACCAUAUAUCCCGCCUGGUGCUUCCAAAAUUGUCACAGAAACAGAGGAAUCGCAUGACGAGUCGUUAUGACAAACAUAAAGAAUUUUCUUACUGUAGAAAUAUUUACACGCGCCAAAAGUGAAUGCAGCUCGUUAAAAUAGUUUGUAGUGAACUUUGCAACAGUUUUUAACAGACUUUUCUUUACUUAUGGGAAAGGAGAAGCAAAAACAUGAAAUAUAUAAAUGUCAAGGUACUAUUAUUUACUAUUUUUCGGUAUUUUUCGACACUUAUACGCUAUUCUCACGUGCAUUGACAUGCUGUACUGAUAAGAGGGAUUUUUUAAUUGUAAAUAUUAUGGUGUUAUUUGUGCAUAAUUUAUCUUUUGUUGUUUCAAAGAAAUAAGAAUUAAACAGAA
Messenger RNA from Hydractinia symbiolongicarpus, 2232 nucleotides. RefSeq names its product B9 domain-containing protein 1-like. NCBI's taxonomy places the organism in Eukaryota, Metazoa, Cnidaria, Hydrozoa, Anthoathecata, Hydractiniidae. The transcript is spliced from 7 exons. Gene Ontology annotation, biological process: cilium assembly. The coding region runs from base 1257 to 1907 and encodes 216 amino acids. Gene Ontology annotation, cellular component: MKS complex. The record is from RefSeq and is a predicted model, not a curated record.